Molecule: messenger RNA, 1693 nt
Organism: Styela clava
Lineage: Eukaryota; Metazoa; Chordata; Ascidiacea; Stolidobranchia; Styelidae
Source: RefSeq, a predicted model, not a curated record
CAGAAACGUUGCCAAGCUGAUGGGUGUACACGGAAGCACCACACACUACUUCAUCAGAAUGAAAUGCCAACCAGGCCACGAUCACCUGUGACCGGAAAUAUACCCACGGACACUAAUAGUAAGGUCAAUUCAACAAAUUUCUGCUGAGUGUAAAGGAACUUCAUUGAAUAAGAAUUUGCUUUCUGGUCCUGACAACAACAACAUGCUAACAGGAGUGCUCAUUCGAUUCAGGCAAGAAUUGACUGCAUUUGUUUGUGACAUAAAAGAAAUGUUCCACAGAAUUAAAGUUUCACCUGAGGACACAGAUGCUCAGCGGUUCCUAUGGUGGAAGGACCAUAAUUUGGAUAGUGUUCCUACUGACUUUAAAAUGUUGUCCCACAACUUUGGGAACACUUCAUCACCUUCUGUUGCCACAUUUGCGCUACACAAAGUAGCCACAGACAAUCUGUCGAAUGCAGAUGAGAUGACAGUACGCACAGUUAUGCGAAAUUUUUAUGUCGAUGAUGGACUGAAAUCUGUCGAUGAUCCAUCAGAUGCUGUAAGACUAAUCAAACAGCUCACUGAAUUAUUGGCAACUGGAGGAUUUCACCUCACCAAAUUUAUGAGCAAUGAUAUCAAUGUUCUGCAAUCAGUUCCAGAAAGUGAUCGUGCUCCUGCAAUUAAAGACCUCAAUCUUGAACGUAAUUCACUCAGUCGAACCCUAGGUGUUCAGUGGAACAUGCACACUGAUGAAUUUGUAGUAUAUGUCAACAUUGAACCAAAGGCGCUCACUCGAAGAGGCAUUCUUUCAAUGGUGAGUCAAAUCUUCGAUCCUUUGGGUUUCGUUCAACCAUUCAUCUUACCUGCCAAGCGAAUUCUACAGGAUCUUUGUAUCGAAGGAUACUCAUGGGAUGACCCCAUUACUGGUUUACUAAAGGACCGUUGGGAAAAAUGGAUCGAUAAAUUACAUGCAUUGAAUGGCCUGGCGAUCCCUCGAUGUUACAAACCACAAGAGUUCAAAAGCAACAAUAUCCAAUUACAUUGUUUUUGUGAUGCCAGCACAUCUGGCUAUGGAGCAUCAGCUUACUUACGACUUACUGGCGACAAAGGUGAAGUUCAUUGUUCCUUUGUCAGGGGAGUCGCUAGAGUAACUCCUAAGCAGCCACUGACUAUUCCACGAUUGGAACUCAUCGCUGCAGUUGUGGCUGCUGAGCUUGCUAAUUCAAUUUUACAAGAACUGGACCAUACAGUUGACAGCGUUAUAUAUUGGUCAGAUUCCAUGUCAGUUAUCCAGAUGAUCAAUAAUCAUUCUGAACGCUUCAAGACAUUUGUGGCAAACAGAAUAAACACAAUUCAUCUCUUGUCAAAACCACAUCAAUGGCACCAUGUCGAAUCUAAGCUGAAUCCAGCCGACAUUGCUUCUCGUGGUCUAAUGCCAGAUAAACUAAACAAGGCUGGUAUUUGGUUCAAAGGCCCACAAUUUAUAUGGGGAAGUGAAGAUGCAUGGACCGUGGUUGAUGAUGGGAUUCAUGAAGUCCCAUGCGACCCACAACUUGCUUCGGAGAUGAAAGUUCAUUAUACUGAACCUAUGAAAGAUCUCGCAGAUUCUUCUCCAUUACAUGAACUGUUAUUGCAUUACUCAUUAUUCGAAAAGCUACGUAGAGCUGUUGCAUGGCUACUACGUUUUCGUACAUAUGCAACUUGGAAAUUCUGA